Molecule: messenger RNA, 2045 nt
Organism: Pangasianodon hypophthalmus (striped catfish)
Lineage: Eukaryota; Metazoa; Chordata; Actinopteri; Siluriformes; Pangasiidae
Gene: ccr12a
Product: chemokine (C-C motif) receptor 12a
Exons: 1
Coding region: 236-1306 (356 amino acids)
Biological process (GO): G protein-coupled receptor signaling pathway; immune response; chemotaxis
Cellular component (GO): membrane
Molecular function (GO): chemokine receptor activity
Source: RefSeq, a predicted model, not a curated record
UUUCUGGUGCUGCGCUGGUAGUAGUACGUGUCGAAGUGUUAAUCUUGUCGCAGUUGAGUGAAAGCCACAGGAAGGUUCACAGCUUGGCAGAAGAAGUGUAGAUUCCUCUGCGCUAACUAAAAAACCCCAGUUUCCGAGACAUCAGACGGCUGAAGGCCUGCUAGAACAAAGACUUUUUUUUUUUUUUUUUUUUUUUUUUUUUUGCUGUUGCACCGAGGUAGCAGUGAGAAUUGCCAUGGAUGACGAACACUAUGACGAAUAUCUGGAGGACUUUUUCAACUCAUCCAACACCAUAGAAGAUAUCCAACACGUCAUCCACAAUGAGACGGUGAUACUGUGUGAGAAGACCAAUGUGAUUCGGUUUGGUGCGGCUUUCAUCCCUACGUUCUACUACAUGAACUUCUUGCUGAGCCUUGUGGGAAAUGGUCUGGUUCUGUGCAUCAUCUACAAGUAUGAGAAGCUCAGUACGGUCACGAACAUCUUCCUGCUCAACCUGGUCAUCUCGGACCUCCUGUUCGCCUCCACCUUGCCCUUCUGGGCUGUCUACCACCGCACCGAGUGGAUAUUUGGCCCUGUCCUCUGCAAGCUGGUAGGUAGCUUGUACUCAAUCGGCUUUUCCAGCUCCAUCCUCUUCCUCACCCUCAUGACCUUUGACCGCUACCUGGCUGUGGUCCAUGCCAUCACGGCCGCCCAGAGCCGCCGGAGGAUGUACGCCUUCUCCACGUCUUCUGUAGUCUGGUUUCUCAGUCUCCUCGCUAGCCUUAAAGACAUGGUCCUGUACAACGUACGGGACAACAAACCGGGUGGCUGGGUGUGUGAAGAGAGUGGCUACACGUACGAGACCAUAGUCAAAUGGCAGCUGAUGGGUUACUACCAGCAGUUCGGGCUGUUCUUCCUGCUUCCACUGGUGAUGGUGUUCUACUGCUAUGCCCGAAUCACCAUUCGAAUUGUCUCCACACGCAUACAGGAGAAGUGCAGGGCUGUCAAGCUCAUCUUCUUCAUCAUCUUCACCUUCUUCAUCUGCUGGACGCCCUACAAUGUGGUCAUCCUCCUCAAGGCGCUUCGCUUGUCCUCCAGAGACAGAUCAUGUGCCGAUGACCUGGACUAUGCAGAAUAUGUCACGCGUAACAUCGCGUACUUAUACUGCUGCAUCAGCCCCGUGUUCUACACCUUUGUGGGGAAGAAGUUCCAGAGCCAUUUCCGGAAACUUCUAGCUAAGCACAUACCGUGUUUGAAGACCACCAUACUGUCAUCUCAAAGCAGCAGGACCACAUCGUUCAGGAGCCCCAAUACUGAGUACUAUUAACUGCUGAAACUUCACAAUGGGAAGAAUUUGGAAUUUGGCAAAUUUAAACAUUUGAAUACUGGGCUCUUCUGAACCUCUGAAUAUUGUGAGGUUCUGACAUUAUAAUAUUGGGAGGUUCUUAACUUCUUAAUGUUGAGAGCUUCUGAACUACUUAAUAUUGGAAGGUUCUAAAGUUCUGAAUAUUGAGAAGUUAUGAACUUUGAUUAUUGGCAGCUUCUGAAUGUUUGAAUAUUGGGAGGUUAUGAACUUUUGAAUAUUGAGAGCUUAUGAACUUUUGAAUAUUGAGAGGUUCUGAACUUCUGAAAUUUUUGUAUAUAGCUCACACACUGAUGCUGGCUACAGGGUUUAAGAAUGUGAGCAUUUUUCAAUGUACUGAAAUGUUCUCUUUCGGCUCAGGUUUGUCAAGUGUAGUUUGUGUGGUCUGGGCACAGACAAUGAGUCUUAAAGUAAAGAAUACAGGGAAGUUGGGCAAUAUGUGUGAAAUCCAUUUUUUCUGUCUGUGUUCUCAUGCUGUUCUUCUGUUGUUAAUUGUAGCAGUUCCAUAAAUGAGGAGUAUUUAGCAGUUUAUCAACAUUUAACAUGAACUUGUCUUUGUAGCAUUAAAUUAACUAUUCAGAUCUUUAGAAAUAAGAUGUAAAGAGUUAGAUUUUUUUUCUUUUUGUGUUGUUAAUGCUUCGAAACUGAAACAACUGAUGAAUAAAAAAAAAAAAAAAAGGCUGGAAUCCGAUUGAUGUGUCUU